AUAUCCGUGUGAAUGUGAGUGUGCCUUCCGUGUAAACGUCCGCCCAUCCCCUGCAGAACUAUAGUUCAUGCUGAUGCUGCACGGACCUAUUUGGCAGCGGGACCAGCGAGCAGCGGCAAGCAACUAUGGCUAAGAGUGAUGGAAGUGACUAUUUUAAAAAAACAAGCCUUUUUUGGGUCGUCUCCGUAACGUUCGGACUGGUGUAUUUCACCUGCAUGGUGUUUUCUCCUGAAAAAAUACCAUUCCAUCUCCUUGGCCCGUUUGGUACCUUCUGCAAACACCUUGUGGACAACUAUGCUGGCAUUAUGUACAAAGGGUGGUGGGCUACUGUAGCGAUCCAUGUCGUGGAGGCCUUGGUAUCAUUGAAACUGUGCAGAAAUAAAGGCAUCAACACGACAACCAGCUGCUUCUGGUUCUGCCAGACUUUAGUGUUCGGCUUCGCUUCUCUCGGUCUGCUCAUCAAGUACAACCCUGAACGACCCAAACAGCGCUGAAGACGACAUUUAGAGCGAGCGGAGAACAAUGUCUGCCUUUUCCUGGAAAUUGAAGUAACACAUUCAGUGUUUUCUAUCUUAAAUCAUGCUGUGAUCAUUCACUGUAUGUUUUCUAAUGCAGACAGUAGACUAUCCAUUUAAUAAUAAUAUAUAUACAUUAAAGCAAGCAUUCAGAGAGGUCUGCUAAAAAUUAAUGACAAGUUUUCAUACUUUUUUAAAAAGGAACUGCACUUUUUUUAAAUGUUGCCUACCAUUCACAAUCCUUAUGUGAGAUAAGCACACAUAUAUAUUAUAAGGCAUUCUAAAUAGUAAAUAAAUGUGAUCAAAAGUCAGCAAACAGUAGAGCCUAUGGUAGUUGCUGUAUUCUGCCAAAAGGUGCUUAAAAACAUCCAAACACCGCCAUUAAGGUUUUUAUACACACUAAGUAUAUAUGUAAUGUAGUAACAGGCACGUUCAUAACAACAUAAUUAAGUAUUUUGAUCAUUGUAAGCAUGAGAACCAACAAACAUAAUAAAACAUCACUUACUGUACAAUGUCUGCUGUCAUUAGGAUGCUGACUGUUAGGAUGUUGAUAUAUUCCCGUUUAAAUGAAGAAUGACUCAUAAUCUUUGCAAAGAAAAAAGGGGUGUGCAACCAAGCGUCUUUUCGUGUCGUUCUAGCCAUUUUCGGGUCUAAAUUGGAUGCCAAAAUUGACCAACUUGUUGGUUUACGUCCUCAUCCUUCUACUAUCGAGGUGAGAGGCAUUAUUUAUGAUCGGAAAUAAGUAGGAAAUGGAUGGAUGGAUAAACUUUCACGAGCUGCUAGACAAAGCCGUUCACCAGCCGACGAGCAGCAACAAGCUACUUAGCUCUCUAGGAUCAUUUAAAUAGUUUCUGUGUUUGCCUAUAAUAACAAUAUCACUAAUACUUGGUUUAUAUUCCGAUCACAAAAUGUAAAUUGAAUAUUGUCGGUGCUUUUUAAAACAUUUUUUACUGGGUUUUAUGGGCAGAAUAGAGGACCUCCCAUUGACUCCAUUGUAAAUUGACUUUUAUAUAUGUUUUAAGCAUUGGAAUGCAUUUAAAAAAAAAUACAUCCGUCUUCUUGUCUCAUUAUGAUUGUGAACAAUAGGCAGAAUUCCACAAAAGUGCAGUUCCCCUUUAAUGUUUACAUUCUGUUUGGAGCUCCUGCUGCAGUGUUGUACUUUUAAAAACACUAACACUUAAUAAAGCUCUUACAGUAAAACAA
This is a messenger RNA of Entelurus aequoreus (snake pipefish), 1718 nucleotides long. It is a transcript of the gene tmem254, whose product is annotated as transmembrane protein 254. Bases 126 to 494 code for a protein of 122 amino acids. The record is from RefSeq and is a predicted model, not a curated record. NCBI's taxonomy places the organism in Eukaryota, Metazoa, Chordata, Actinopteri, Syngnathiformes, Syngnathidae. The transcript has 4 exons.